Messenger RNA from Didymodactylos carnosus, 402 nucleotides. NCBI's taxonomy places the organism in Eukaryota, Metazoa, Rotifera, Eurotatoria, Philodinida, Philodinidae. The record is from the annotation of a GenBank genome assembly.
AUGAACGAACGAUUGUUGGAGAUGUAUGAUUGGGAAACAUUGACCCCAGAGAAUCAACAGGAACAAGACCAGUUGUUUGAAUUGGAGAGUACCGUUGCUAUGGAACAGCCAAUCCUGGUACAAGACUGCGUGAAACCAUCACCACGGAUACACGCAUUCGAAUCAUCGGAAGAAGGUGAACAACAGAAGAAGAAUCAAAUGGCUGAAGAAUACGAUCAAACACCACUCCGCAACAUGCACAACAACUCCACUCCACACUCGUUUGAUUCUAUCUUAUUUCAAAUUGAGCCAAUGCAAGACCUCCAACAGACGGACCCAUCACCGGGCACAUCACAACACAACAACACAAAACUACAACAAAAUAAAGCAGCUACAGCAAGAAGAACACAGCCAGAUGAUUGA